UGUUCACUAGUGUCUGUUUUGACGUUCGCCCAAGCGAACGCUGUUCUCGCAAAUAGCAAAAGAUUGUGGCCGAUUAUUUCGUGUCCAAUAUUGUUAACUCAAUACUGCAUGUAUUGUUGGUACUGCUAGCGCGUCUGAAUCGACUUGUGCCACUCCAGAUGGGAUUGGAUGUGAAACUUUGCUGUAGAUUGUGUUUAGCGGAUUCCGCCAGCGAGAAUGCAACUCAGAUCGAUGUGCAACAGCAGCGGGAAGUGGGCGAACUGGUGGAAGAAUUAUACGCUUUAAAUGUUGGCGUAUCGGACCGGGGUUCCAGGUUUGUCUGCGUGCCGUGUUACAGGAAUGCUGCUAACUUGAAAAAGUAUCUUGACCAACAUCGCACAAAGGCGAAACUUGUUUCGGUGAAUCAAUCAAUACUAGUGGCACAGGUCGAAGCCUACCUGGAGAAACAAUUGGAUGAGACAGUGCUUGCUGACAACGCAUCAACUUCAAUUUUCGUUUCAGAGGAUGACUUGCGUAGCGAGCCUCGAACCGGCUAUCGACCGCCAAGCUCAACUCCUGCAGAGAUGUUACUCACGCUGGAAGACUGCAUGCGCUGUACCAGUUUCCGCGAAACGUUACAAAAUCCCUAUGAGCUGGGCCAUCUAAGGCUUUCCGGUCCUAUUUAUCAGGAAGACACGGAUAGUUUCGCCGAGUUUUGGCACCCCAAUCUGUUGUAUUGUACGGUUUGUAAGCACACUUUCGAGGAUGCCGAAACUUUUGAUGAUCAUAAGCCUACCUGCAAGUAUCGUUGUGUAUACUGCAAGCGAAAAUAUGCGCUACCGGAGAGCGCGAAGCAACAUGUUUGCCCGGCUGGAGAUAAGUACAAGAGAAGUAAGCGAUUGCGGAUGCUGAGUAUAACGGAUGAACCAAGAGCUAAACGCGCUAAAACAGUUGAUCGUGAUUCGCAGAGUGUACCACGAGCCGAAGCAGUAGAGGCAACUCCCGUGGUUUCCACAUCUGCCAAUUCAUCAACAUUCGAGGAUAAUCAUGACAAUGAUAGUUUGAAACUUGUUCCCAUGCCAACUUUAUUACCCGCUCCAGCAGAAGCCCCGCACAUCGAGGGUGAGGCUAGUCUGGAUGCCGAACUUUCGAAUCUCUUAGAGCGGUGGUAUGGCCACACGGAAGAUAUCGAAGAGCUCAACCAUCUAAACUUGGAAGCCGUUGAGGAAGUUGCGGAUGAGAAUGGUUCCAUCACCAACGCAGAUCUUCACGGUAGGAUUAUUGAUAUGACAUACCAACAGAACGCGACUCCACGUAGGCCUGCUAUAUCGGUCAAACCAAUGAGUCAGCUAAUCGGAACCUCUGCUCCGCCUCCUCUAGCGGUAUUUUCGUCCGCAAUCCAAACUCCCAGCGACGUUAUAGAAAUUGAUGAUGAUGAUGAUGUGGUGGUACAGAAUUCGACUGCCGUUCCUCAAAGUGCUUCCUCUGUGACCAGACCCGACGGCCAAGCGCUUAGCCAAACCGAUAUACUGAACAUCGUUAAGCAUUUCCGCGGCAUUGAUGAGAACGAAUCCUAUCUUAUUAAGGCCAAAAUAAAUGGGGCUCAAAAGUUAAUCUGCAUCAGUAAGCGAAAAGGCGAAGGAAAUUCUCAAUCUAGAAACGCAUCCUCUAUUGUAAAUAAUAAUUCCGCACUUCAAUCUGGAAGUAGGAAACCAACGCUCAUAACUCCAGCGAGUAGGCAACAGCAGUUGGCAACUCACAGCACUCCUUCAUCUCACAUGAAAACAAAAAUUGUGUCCGAUAAAAAUGGUACAUCGGAUUCCGGUGUUCCCCAGAUUAAAAUAGCGCACGUGCAGUCUCUGGGUCAGAAUACACAGAUGCUACAAAAUCAAACAGGACCUCGACGAAUACAUAAUGGAAAACAAACAGUAUUUACACCACAAUCGACUGUGAACCAUCAGAAGACUACCGUACAAAACAUAGCAUCUCCAUCCCCGGCUUCAAUGAAGCGGCUACCAACCUUCCAGCAAUCGACGGCUAACAAUGCGACGACUCAACCGCGACGAAUUAUAGUGGGAAGUAAUUCCAUCAAGCUACUCAAUGCAUCGGAUAAGACAAAGAUCAUCGAUCCAUUAUUGCAACAAACAACCGGAGUCGUAUCAAACUCGAGCACCACCACCACAACGACGUCAACACAGCAGCGUAUCGUUGUGCAGAGGAAACAGGUGCAAACCAUAAUUCAUUCUUCGGUACGCCGAACAACCGGAAGUAGCACCCAAGUAAGCAAUGCGAGCUCUAACGAGUUACUGCGGACACAUUUGCUCCAACAGCCUCGGAUUGUUUAUCCGGGCGCGAACAGAGCACCCCAGAAUGGAAACAACGCGGCUACUGACUCCAGUAGGAAGUUUCAGCUGAAUAACACAACCAUAACUCGGAUAGAUUAACCUUGCGUAAUUAGUAAUCUACAGAUUUAAGCAGAAUCAUUAGGAAAGUAUUUUAAUGGCAUGUAAAAGUCAUAUUCUAAGGUACAUUAUUACCGGAUUAUUGUGGUAAAAAACAUGAAGCGAAAUUCAUUUGUAUCUAAAAAGGCACUAUUGAAUAAACGAGAUGAAUUUUUUCACCGACUGGA
This is a messenger RNA of Toxorhynchites rutilus septentrionalis, 2608 nucleotides long. RefSeq lists its product as uncharacterized. The record is from RefSeq and is a predicted model, not a curated record. The transcript has 3 exons. The coding region runs from base 159 to 2423 and encodes 754 amino acids. NCBI's taxonomy places the organism in Eukaryota, Metazoa, Arthropoda, Insecta, Diptera, Culicidae.